AUGUCCAAGAAGAGAAAAGUUGAUGCAGAUGGAAGACUGUUUCAAGAAAGAUGGGAAGGUGAAUACAUGUUUGUGCUUCAAGGAGAAAAACCGGUAUGUCUUUUGUGUUAUGAGGCAGUGUCAGUUGUCAAAGAGUACAAUCUACGUCGGCAUUUUGACACCAAACACGGAGCUAAGUAUGCCAAAGUUAGCCUUGGAGAAAAACAACAAACUGUCCAAGAAUUAAAACGCAAAUUACAAUUGCAGCAGAAUGUGUUCAUGAAAGGCACAGCCAAAAACACUGCGGCAGUGAAAGCUAGCUAUAUUGUGGCUGAAGAAAUCGCCCGAGCUUCAAAGUCUUUUGCAGACGGUGCCUUUUUGAAGCAGUGUAUGCUGAAGGUGUGUGAGCAGGUGUGUCCCGACCAGAUACAGACUUUUAAAAAUGUCAGUUUAUCAAGAAACACCAUCGCGGACCGAGUUACUGAACUAGCAGGAAACCUGGCAACACAGCUGGCAGAAGAGACACGCAGCUACAUAGCUUUUUCAUUAGCUGUGGAUGAAAGCACAGACAACACGGAUACAGCGCAGCUAUCAAUUUUUAUUAGAGGCGUUAAGCCGGACCUAUCUGUCACUGAGGAGCUGUUGGAUGUAGCUGCCAUGCAUGGGACCACAACGGGACGGGACAUUUUUAAUGUAGUGGAGAAGUCCAUAAAUAAAAAUGCAUUGCCCUGGGAAAAGUUGGCGGGACUAACUACAGACGGUGCACCUGCAAUGUGUGGAGGAAAAGCGGGCUUGGUUGGACUGAUGAAGGAGAAAAUGGAAAAAAGUAACUGUCACACGCCUCUGAUAACGUACCAUUGCAUUAUCCAUCAAGAAGCUUUGUGUGGGAAGGUGCUGGGGAUGGAUAAUAUUGUGACCACGGUCAUGAAAACAGUGAACUUCAUUCGGGCGCGUGGCCUGAAUCACCGUCAGUUCCAGCUGUUCUUGCAGGAGAUGGGUUCGGAGCAUGGAGACGUGCCCUAUCACACAGAAGUGCGGUGGCUGAGUAGGAGCAAAGUCUUCAAACGAUUUUUUGAGCUAAGGGAAGACAUUGCUCUUUUCAUGCAGAGUAAAGGAAAGCCCUUGUCUGAAUUGUCAGAUCCAAACUGGCAGAAGCUGCAGGGACGCAAACAAGUCAUCACGCAGAUGUCCGACAUGAUCACCGCUUUCCAGCGUAAACUUGACCUAUGGAUGUGUCAAGUGAAACAGGACAAUCUUGCCCACUUUCCUGUUUGUCAGAGCAUCUCAGCCUCGUUUCCCGGUACUUUUUCAUGUGCUCAGUUAGCUACCAAACUGAGCCGGUUAAUGAAUGAGUUUGAUCGGCGCUUCUCUGACUUCAGAGCACAGCACUCGGGCUUUGCCAUCUUUGUCAAUCCCUUCACCACCGAUGUCUGCACAGCACCCCAACACCUUCAGAUGGAGUUAAUAGAGCUUCAAAGCGAUAGUGGCCUGAGAGCGAAGUUCCAGGAUGUUACAAUCCAGGACUUUUACCGUCUACUGCCCCCUGAUUUGAUGCCACAGCUUCGACUUCAUGUUGCGCGUGUUCUGUCUAUGUUUGGGAGCACCUAUCUGUGCGAACAGAUGUUUUCCUUAAUGAGUCUAAACAAAAACAAGCACAGAUCCCGCAUCACUGAUGAUAACCUCCACGCUGUUCUACGGAUUGCCUCAGCACAAGACCUAAAACCAGACAUAGACACACUGGUCACAGAAAAAAGGUGUCAGACAUCCGGCCAGAAAACGCAUAGGUAA
This is a messenger RNA of Scomber japonicus (chub mackerel), 1767 nucleotides long. RefSeq names its product general transcription factor II-I repeat domain-containing protein 2-like. The transcript has a single exon. The record is from RefSeq and is a predicted model, not a curated record. NCBI's taxonomy places the organism in Eukaryota, Metazoa, Chordata, Actinopteri, Scombriformes, Scombridae. Bases 1 to 1767 code for a protein of 588 amino acids.